This is a messenger RNA of Musca vetustissima, 619 nucleotides long. RefSeq lists its product as uncharacterized. Gene Ontology annotation, biological process: mitochondrial electron transport, NADH to ubiquinone. NCBI's taxonomy places the organism in Eukaryota, Metazoa, Arthropoda, Insecta, Diptera, Muscidae. The record is from RefSeq and is a predicted model, not a curated record. The transcript is spliced from 4 exons. The coding region runs from base 52 to 537 and encodes 161 amino acids.
UUCUGAUAGCUGUCAUUCCAUUGGUGAGGUUGGUAAAUAUUGCAAACAAACAUGGCUUCGGAAACAGGUGGAGUGAAACCUAUGACCAUCGCCGGCCGUAUGGUCCGUGAACGCGAGCGUUUGGUUGGCAUGAGCGACCAAGAACGCGCCUGGCGUAAGCAAUGGCUCAAAGAUUUGGAAUUGCACCAUGGACCACGUCAAGUUCCAGCCUUGGAAAAGGAAUUAAUGAAUCCCAUUAAGCGUGCCUACAGAGCACCUUUGGAUGCAGUUCACAAAGCUUUGACUCCUGUUUUGGGAUUCCAACGUGCCUGGACUAUUCGCUUCUGGACCGGCAAAGUUGCUCUUUUCUCAACAUUUGUCUUGGCCGCCCAUUACUAUUUCAAAUACAAUCGCAAUGAUUGGACUCGUAAAGGUGGCUGGCGCGUAAUUACAUCCCGCAAAGCUUGCAAUCCCGGCGAUGAAGGUUUUCCCAGGCUGUCCGAUAGAACACAGCCUUCUGAUUAUGCUGCCCGCGGAUUUAAACAAUCGCCCAUAUAAAAUGUGUUUAAAAUGCUUUUAUGUGCCGUGUAAAUGCUUGGCAUUUUCCUCAAAAUUAUAAACAAAAACAUUUUAUUUAUAA